Messenger RNA from Symphalangus syndactylus (siamang), 483 nucleotides. Its product is annotated as small ubiquitin-related modifier 2-like. The record is from RefSeq and is a predicted model, not a curated record. Lineage: Eukaryota; Metazoa; Chordata; Mammalia; Primates; Hylobatidae.
UAAGAACUGUUAACACUCACCGCUAGGGUCUGUGGCUUGAUUCUUGAAGUUGGUGAGACCAAGAACUCACAAAUCCCAAACACAAUUCGGUGUGAACCUGAUACCUGUUUUAUGAAGGGGCAGCUCAGGAGACUCCGGCGCUCCCCAUGGCCGACGAAAAGCGCGAGGAAGCAGUCAAGACUGAGAACAAUGAUCAUAUUAAUUUGAAGGUGGUGGGGCAGGGUGUUUCCUUGGUGCACUUUAAGAUUAACAGACACACACCACUUAAUAAACUAAUGAAAGCCUAUUGUGAAGCACAGUUGGAAAUGGAGAAUGAAGAUACAAUUGAUGUGUUCCAACAGCAGGCAGGAGGUGUUUGCUGAAAAGAACCUGGUUCUUUACUCCAGAACUCUGUUCUUUAAAGGCCAACAUUACAUUCGCAAUUAGAAAACUGCACUUUGGUUCCACCACAUCCUGGCUACUACAGUAGUUUUCUCUUUCAUU